UGCUGACUGACUUUUGAAUGGAAUUUUCCUCUGGUUAAAAUUAAAUGUACUUUUUAAAAAAAAGUAAAACCAAUUUCAAUUUGAAAUUUAUAAAUAGAAAUAAACAACACGCUUCAUCAGUGAGAUUUAUAAUAGGCAGCGUACGUUUGCUAGCCGUGUUUUUCAAGAUUCGUAGUGUCAUGCUGAUAAAAAAGGCGGUAAAAUGGAAUGGACCAUUUUAAAACUUGUACAGAAUUAUGAAUGAAAAUAAGUGCGUAUAAUUAAUUUUAGAGGUAAAAUAGCUGGGGAAUAGUAUCAGAUAGUAACUUAAUCGUUGUAAGUAAUCGUUUUAUAAGUUUAUUUUAAUGACAUUAGGUUUAGGUAGUGAGGCAGAGACGAGUUAAGUAAUUAAUUGAACAACCUCAAUAUUAAUUUUGUUGCGUAAAAAUUUCCUGACGUUUGUAUAAGUAACCAUAUAAUUUUAAUAAAAUUACAUAGUUUAGUAUUAGUCGUGCUCGCAGCAUCAGUUAUGCUGCGAAUUACUGCAUAUAUUCACAAAAAAUGUAUCCUAUAUUUAUAUUGAUUGGCCCAGAUACAAGUUGUCGACACAUCAAAUAAUUAUUAUUAAAAUCUAUACAGUUUUGCAUAAUAUGUGUACAAACAUGCGUAUACUUACUGUAGUACAAAUGUACAAAUACUUGCAUACUCAGCUUACCUAGUAUGUGUUCUCAAGUUUAUGUUAUUCUAUAACAAGUGGACGAUAUUUCCUUCCGAACGGUCAAGGAUUUCGAAUUAAAUUAGUUUUUUAUUGCAUCGCGUCGCUUCUAAUCCAAGAAGGCUCGCUGCGACCACGGCUGCAGGCCUGCAGCGUGCGUCGAACGGGGUUCAAAACAAAACAACAGCCACCAGCGCUCAACCGGCUUCCCUCGCGGUUGGACGCGCGUCGCUUACUUGCCGCCGCACUUGCUUACUAGCGUAGCGCUAAAAAACUUUAGGCGGGAAUUUUUUUUUCUUAAAAAUAAAGUUAAUGUGAAGGAACCUAAUUUAUUCUGCUAUACGUUAAUUAGUAUGAAUUAACAGUUUUUUUUAGAUAUUUUUACGAUUUUUGAGCUUUAAUGUAUCUAAUUAAUUAACUAAAUAAUUACGUUGCCUUAAUUUGGUCAUCUUUUAAUGUGACUUACAGUGACUGAAACAUUUGUGAUUUCAAACUGUGUUGUGGAUUUCUGUUGAUCCUAAGGAUAUAAAGUGUGAACACGAAAACAAAGAGGUGUUGUGUUGACUUUUUUUAAUAGAGAGUAAAAAAAAGUUUCUUGGAAAUUAGCUACCUAUGAUAAACAUCUGAGAUGUCGCGACGUAGACGGCUGUUGAUAAAAUGACGCGGCUCUGAGCGAUGGCCGCCAUGAUGCCGACUCCCGCGCACGAGCAUUACCCGCGGGACGGCGAGCUGCGGCCCCAACACUCCAGGGAUGGUUCUAGGGACUCUGGGAUUUUUCACACUACAAAAGGGCUUUGGAAUGCACCUGGUCAGAACAACUGCUUCCUUAAUAGCGCUGUACAGGUGCUGUGGCAUCUUGACAUAUUCCGUCGCAGUUUCCGCGAGCUCACCGGCCACGCUUGCCUCGGCCCAUCGUGCAUUUUUUGCGCUCUCAAAGAACUAUUCACGCAACUACAAUGGUCAGCAGAGCGCGCCCCAGCCGCCGAUGCCUUGCGACGUGCUCUGGGUGGCGGCGGCGCCCGUUUCCAGCUGGGCUGCAUGGCGGACGCCAGCGAAUGUUUCGAGCAUCUAUUGCUGAGAGUCCACGCUCACGUGGCCACUACAGCCGCGGACAGGAGGGACGAUGACUCGUGCCGAGCCGCGCACUGUGUGCCGCAUAGGAAGUUCGCGAUGAUGCUCAUCGAACAGUCCGUCUGCGGGUCAUGUAACGCCACAUCGAAGCCAUUGCGAUUUACACAGAUGGUGCAUUAUGUAUCUGCAACGGCAUUGACAGCGCAAGCAGCUUUGGGAGAACACGGAGACAGCUUUGGAUUGUUGUUAAAACAGGCCGGCGGCAUGGGUGACAUUCGAGAUUGUCCGAACGCAUGCGGUGCCAAAAUACAAAUAUGCCGAACACUGAAUAACCGACCCGAAAUUUUGUCUAUUGGCAUGGUGUGGGAUUCUGAGCGACCAUCAGCUGAACACGUAGCAGCAGUGUAUGCAGCUCUUGGAACCGAAUUGCGUCCAGCUGACGCAUUUCAUACAUGUGCGGACUGGGCAUGGGCUGCGCGAGCUACACAUAGACUCGUGGGACUCGUAACCUACUAUGGCAAACAUUACUCCACUUUCUUUUUCCAUAGCAAGCUACGUCUAUGGAUAUAUUUUGAUGACGCCGAUGUUAAGGAAGUCGGCCCUGAAUGGUCACAAGUCGUAGAAAAAUGUUGCAAAGGAAGAUUUCAACCUUUGCUUUUAUUAUAUGCUGCAGUGGAUGGUACUCCAUGUGAUACACGCCAUGCUCCUAAAGAUGUGGUUCCAUUCCCAGCACCUGAGCCAAGACGAGCAAUCACGCCAGCUCCUGAUCGACAGAUUUCCCUUGCACGGAUCUAUGGUAGAAGAGCUGUAACUCCUGGGCCUGAUAACGAGAAUGAUUAUAUUAGCAGAAAAAGUGUAGAAAACAUGUUGGAAUGCAAUCGCCAUUCACAAUUAGGACGCAGUAUGAGCACAGGUUCAGGUUCAGAUAGCUCAGGUCCCAGAGUUCGAAGAGACUCCGGCAACUGGAGCGGUGACCGUAACAGUGCCUCAUCAGCAUCAUCAUCAAUGGAAAGUCCCUAUAUAUAUACCAGGGGUCGUGGACCUGGUAGUGUACCAAGUAGUCCUACACGUAAAGGGGAACUUUCCAGUGGUGGUUCGUGUGAUGCUGGAUAUGACUCAUAUUCUUUGUCCUCUACGGAUAGUCUACCUCUUCAACAAGGUAUACGUAAUAUGCAGUUAGCUCAGGUACCUGAUAUAAAAACGAGAGGAAACUGUGAAGCUUUAUGUUUAGAAGCAGAUAGAUUACUUGAAAAGUCUCGUCAUGCAGAAGAUGCAGCGGAUUAUGAAACAGCUGUAGUUCUAUGUGAUGCAGCUACCUCAAAAGCUCGAGCUGCAAUGGAAGCACCAUAUAAUAAUCCACAUACAAUGAUUGUAGCUCGGAUGAAACAUAACACUUGCGUAAUGCGUUCACGAAGUUUGCAAAGACGUAUGACUGGUAAAAGUUGGGGUACUGAAAUUCCACAAAUAGCCCCCGUUAGAAAUACAAAAGGUGGCCUCGAAAAUGCUAAUAUUGAAAUUUAUGCUACAUUACCUAAGAAGAAAUCUUCUUCCAAGAAAUCUCAGAAAUCUAUUGAAGAUGAUAUUAAUAAUCCACCAUGCGAGCGCCCACCACGACAUAAAUCUCGUGAAGAUGAAAAAACGAGAGAAAAACGUUCAAGAAGUGAAGAUCGAGGCCGUGUGCGUAAAGAAAUACCAGUAACUACCGAGAAAAAAGAUGAAAUAGUUACUGAAGAUAAAAAAGCAAGUAAAAAGCAACAUAAAAUUCGUAGAAAGUUAUUGAUGGGUGGUUUGAUAAGAAGAAAGAAUCGCUCCAUGCCUGAUUUAACAGAAGGUGCAGAUGGAAAUAAUGAAUCUGCGAACAAAGAAAAACGAAUUUCGUCAGUAGAUGAUGGAGAAGUCGGAAGAAGAAAAAGCGAAGAUAAGGUUAAUUUGAGUGGCUACUUAUCUGAAGGUCAUUUAGAAUAUUCAACAGCGAGUGGGACGAAUCCCAAUCUGGAAAGAAGUAAACUCAUGAGGAAAAGUAUACAUGGCAGUGUUGGUAAAAUACUUACCGCCCCAAAAGUUCCACCACCUCCACCGUUACGAACCACUUCACAACUUAGCGGGUCUAAGUUUGAUACAGAAGUGAUGGAGCACGGCACUCAAUGCCGUUCACAGCAACCCGUAUCUCGUAAUGACUUUUCAUAUUCACAACAAGAUAAUGAAGAGGAUGGAGGUUUCUCAGAACAGUAUGGAGAUGAACCGCAGUCUUUGCCUUUCCUACCUUCUUCUUAUGAUGGCCAGCAUGGAAACUCUUAUCGGAUUGAUGAUUCACCAUCCCAAAACUUUCAAAUGAUCGUAACUAAGGCAAUGAUACACCAGGAACAAAGUCCAGUUAAGAGAGAAACUAUGCCGACCAUUCAACCUUCGCAAAAUAACAUUCAAAAUCUUAGCACUGCAUUCAAUCAGGGAGUUGAUGUUGUAGACAGCGCUUUGCCACUCAGGAGAUCGUCACCGCAAAUAUUCGAAUUGCCUCCUUAUCCCAGUCCAAUGAACUCAGUCAAUCACUCAAGGCAACCCAGUGAGGAGUUCCCUCCUCCGCCACCACCUAUAGAUUUAACUCCGCUUGAAGAGGAAUUAAAUAAUAUACAAAAUAGAAAUGAGUACAAUGCAAUUAAUAAUACUGUGAAUGAUACACAAAUACCUAAAGGAUCAUUAUUAGCACAAUUACGAGAAAAACGUAAUCAGAUUCUUAGAAAUGCUGAAGUGACGUCAAAAACGAAUAAAACGGACACCAUAAACACUGUUUGUGAUUCAUGGUUACAAGAACUUCAAUCUAAACAGGCUGCUAUUAAAUUGAAAAGAUCGAAUUCACUCGAAGGCCAACUUUCUGGGCCUAAUGAAAUUUCACAACAAACAUUAGAAAAUUCUAAUAUCGUUAAACAAAACACCCAGAUGUUUGAAAAUAUUGGACGAAAUAUUACGCCGGAUGCAGAAAGGUCGCAUAUUGGUUUUGUAGAUAUGAGAGCUAAUAGGGAUGUUAUUAAUUGCGCUAAUCAAUCUAGUACAUGCAUGUAUAACAGACGCACUUCAUCGUCUUCAAUUGAUCCUAAUCAGUUACAAGAUGAGUAUAAUGAUCAACAACAAUCUAUUAAUACUGCAAUAUCUUCUACGUAUGGAGAUAAUCUAAAGCCUAAGAAGAAAUCUGUGUCUUUUUGCGAUCACGUAGUUAUAGUUUCAUCUAAAGCAGAAGAGGAAGAAGAUAAUAAUUAUAUUCCUAAUCCAAUAUUGGAACGAGUGCUGAAGUCGGCAAUGAAUAAAAGACAAAUGACGACAAUGCCUCUACAGUCCGAAAAGUCUACGCUUCAAAGACAAGAUUCUUUUGAUAGUCAAUCGUCAAGAUCUACAACAUUAUCGACUUCUCAAAAUACCUUUGUACAGGGCGACAACGAUCAUGCCGAUUACUUACGGUUACAAGAUACUUAUCCUUCAUAUCAACCGGCACCACAACCUCACCAACAACCACUCGGUGCUCCAAAAAAUGCAGGUAUGUAUGAAAGACUUUCUCCUCCCACUUUACCAUCACACAAUCUAAAUGCCACAAAUGCAAAUCCAGUACCAACUGGAGUGCCAAAAAAUUCAACGGCUUCUAUUCCUUACAAUCAACCACCAUCAGCUUAUUCAAAUCACAAUCUUACCCCACCGAUUUAUAGCCUAACGUCUUUAAAUAGACUUACUCCUACCGGACAUAGCUCUUAUAUGCCUGCGCAUUUACUGAGGCCUGUUCCUAAUACAUAUCCGCACCCACCUAAUCAAACGCAUCAAGCAACUCAAGCGCAGAACAGUAUUAACUAUCAACGAGAUACAAGGUUACCACAACACUCACCGCCUUCCGCGCUUCCUAGCAAUAACUAUAACAUAAAUCGCCAAGCUAAUCAGAACAUACAGAGCAAUACUUCGCCGUACCAAAGUGUACCCACCAAUUCGCCGGCUUACCAGAGCUAUCACACCCCACCGACAAGCUAUUCUAGCUCCGAGUAUUCUAGUCGAUACCCGGUGAACAGUACAAACCACUACGGUGCGGCUAUGUUAUAUCAGAGAGUCCCGCCACCUCACGGAGAAGCGCCUAUUGAUAAUUAUAACAGUAACUGUCAAAAAUCACCAAACAGUUCCUAUCAUGAUAACAAUUCAAACCAACCUCUUGCACAUGAUGUUAGACAUUAUGCCAAUUCACAGCAACAGCGAACCAUGUAUAAUCAACAUUUUAAUACGGAAAAUAUUACCAAUAAUGACAAUCAAUAUAUCCAACAACAACAACAAAAUAUUUACAACCUCUAUGAACAAACUCCACAAUUAAAACCAUUACAAAAGAAGUCUGUGUCAUUCGAGCCGGGGACGAAAGGCGGGACCGAUUCCCCUAUACCACCACAAAUGAAUGGGAAUAAUAAUUAUUAUAAUGGAGAGAUUCAGAAAAACACAGCAUUAGGUCAAAAAUCAUUGUGUAAUUUGUGUAGAAAAAAAAUUGUUAGUUCUCCAUCAUUAUAUUGUCCAGACUGCGAUUUUUAUAUGUCAAGGUUUAAGCCACGUUCAUAGCAUUUAGUUUAUCGUCGUCGGUGAAAGGCGACUUUUGCUAUGAAGUUACUACUUAUUAAGAACUAUCUAGAUAGAUCGAUAUUUAAUUCAAUUAUUAAUGUAAUGUAAAUUUUAUAAGUUUGUAAUGUAAUUAUAAAAAAUAGACAUGACUGAUCUCAUUCGAGAACUAGAUUUAGUUAUGUGAUUUACUUAUAGGCGAGACUUAAUAGUUAUUUUAUAAAGCAUAAGUAAUGUACAUAAACAAAACAUAAAAUGAAUCAUUUUUAUACAACUCAAUGAAAUAUAUAAAUAACAUUAUAA
This is a messenger RNA of Galleria mellonella (greater wax moth), 6637 nucleotides long. RefSeq lists its product as uncharacterized. Gene Ontology annotation, molecular function: cysteine-type deubiquitinase activity. The record is from RefSeq and is a predicted model, not a curated record. The coding region runs from base 1370 to 6337 and encodes 1655 amino acids. The transcript has 6 exons. Lineage: Eukaryota; Metazoa; Arthropoda; Insecta; Lepidoptera; Pyralidae. Gene Ontology annotation, biological process: protein deubiquitination.